AUGGGCUACAUAAAACAAGAGAAACACCCAUUAGAAUACGAAUAUCUACAACCCGAACAUUUAAAAGGAUUCGAUUCUUAUAAGUACAACUGCGUCGACAACUCACCCUUAUCAGUCUACGUUUCCCACCCGUUUUGGAAUGGGUUAGUAGAGUUUUACCCACGAACAUGGGUGCCGAACGUGCUAACUCUCGUCGGUUGGGGAUUCGUAAUGGCGGGUUUUUUCAUCGAAGGAUUCUUGGAUUAUCGAAUCGAUCGAAAUUCUGAUGGAUCAGUGAAUCCAAUACCGGAUUGGUUCUGGUUCGCCGCCGCUUUGUGCACAUUUUUAGGUCAUACAUUGGAUGGAACAGACGGAAAACAAUCGAGACGAAUUGGGGCUAGCGGGCCGACCGGCGAGCUUUUCGACCAUGGUCUCGACUCGUGGUCCACCGUCCCAUUCACCAUCACAAUUUUCUCGAUAUUCGGACGUGGCCGAUACAGUAUCUCUUCGGUUGAAUUGCUCUGUGUACUGAUUAGUACUCAAAUUGUAUUCUUUACGACACAUUGGGAGAAAUAUAACACUGGAAUCAUGUUCCUUUCAUGGGCUUAUGAUGUCAGCCAAUUUGGUCUCGUAAUUGUGUACAUGUGGACGUACUUUGUCGGCUAUCAAUGGUUCCAUUUCGAUCUUUUCGGUGUUAAUUUCGCAUUUACCUUCGAAAUCGGAUUCUACUUGUGUUGCCUGAUGUCUCUAAUCGCCUCGGCCUAUAAUGUUCAUAAAGCGGAGAAACUGAAACAACCGUCACUUCUUGCCGGUGUCCGACCCGCAUGGCCUGUACUAAUUCUCUUCGGAUCAUCCAUCUAUUGGGCGGUCGCAUCACCAACUAACGUCAUCGACGCGGAUCCCAGAUUCUUCUUCUUCUGUAUGGGAACUGUUUUUAGUAAUAUUACGUGUCGCCUAAUCAUCGCUCAAAUGGCAAGUACAGUAUGUGAUAUAUACAAUUUGACACUCGGAAUCUAUUUAUCUACUAUCGUUCUCUCAUUCUACUCUCCCGCCCAUGAGCUACUAAUUCUUCGUCUUUCAACACUAGUCAUCACUUCACUUCAUCUACAUUAUGGAAUCUGUGUGGUUCGUCAACUCUGCCGCCACUUCAAAAUUUACGCCUUCGACGUCUCGUAUCUUCAGAAUCGAAAAGAAUAA
This is a messenger RNA of Caenorhabditis remanei, 1176 nucleotides long. RefSeq lists its product as uncharacterized. Bases 1 to 1176 code for a protein of 391 amino acids. Gene Ontology annotation, biological process: phosphatidylethanolamine biosynthetic process. The transcript is spliced from 9 exons. The record is from RefSeq and is a predicted model, not a curated record. Gene Ontology annotation, cellular component: Golgi apparatus; endoplasmic reticulum membrane. NCBI's taxonomy places the organism in Eukaryota, Metazoa, Nematoda, Chromadorea, Rhabditida, Rhabditidae. Gene Ontology annotation, molecular function: ethanolaminephosphotransferase activity.